Molecule: messenger RNA, 2709 nt
Organism: Orbilia oligospora ATCC 24927
Lineage: Eukaryota; Fungi; Ascomycota; Orbiliomycetes; Orbiliales; Orbiliaceae
Exons: 2
Coding region: 1-2709 (902 amino acids)
Biological process (GO): positive regulation of DNA-templated transcription; mRNA export from nucleus; protein import into nucleus
Cellular component (GO): nuclear pore outer ring
Molecular function (GO): structural constituent of nuclear pore
Source: RefSeq, a predicted model, not a curated record
AUGUUCAAUUCGAUAUCUAGCCCUAAGAACUUCGCAAAUAUUUCUCGGUCAUCAUAUGGCCACCCAGAUGAUGAUGAUGACGAUGCCUAUGCCGGCCAGCAUGAUCACUCUGAUUUCGAUGAAGACGACGAAGCUGCAGACCUCAACGACAUGCUUGUGGGACACCAUGAUGACGUUAGUGACGACCAUAAUGACGGCUAUGGAGACUACGAAGAUGACCAGAGCGAUAGUGCCGAUGGCUUCGACGACGCCGGCCUAGACGAUGUUGUGGGGGAACCUGCUGAAGCCGACAACUCUCCUUCUCGCAGUGAUUUCAAUCAUGGUAUUCCCAAUAUAACUGAGCCAUCAGAGUUUAUCCUAGCCCUCUCAGACCUCCUUGAGAACGCCCACAGCGUUCUAGAACCACUCGAAGAUGCCGACGAACACACCCAAAACGAUCCUAGCCCAAUUGGCCGGCAUAUUCUUUCUGAAACUCAGCGCCGCCUUUACCUUCAAAGACUAUCCUUCCGGAUUCUAAACUCAAUAGCCAAUUGUUCAUCUAGUACUAAAAACGACCGGCUCGAUGAUGCGCUACGUCUAACAUCUUUAAUGCUUCCGCUUUACUUCCCCCCGCCCUUAGACCUCACCACUAUUGACCUCAAGUCAAAUGCUCCACUCCUAAGGGAACUGUCGCCUCCUCGUCCGGCCCCACUCAUUCUAAUCCAGUGGCUAAAUCAGAACGACCAACAUUUGGAUCCCAGCUCUUUUUUGGAUGUACUAGACUAUAGGCCUAACCAGGCCUUGCAUUAUGACUUUUGGUCCCUCUUACAAAAAUUGGCUCUGCGCUGUCGUCUGGAUGACCUGAGGCUGCUGUUGGGGAGUCCGCGUUGGGAUGUUACAGAGUCCUCCCAACCGGGAGCACAGACCUACAAUCGUCUCGCCGCGAGUAACCUGCAAAAGGCUAGCAAAAUCAUACAAGAUAUAGUUUCCCAAUGCCCUUCUCUUAGAUUUUUCCCAUGCUCGAAAAAUGACACAACAGCGCACAAAAUUAACCGACGAGGUGGAGAUAACACUGGAGAGGAAAACUGGGACACUAGCUCACUUCCUUGGAGGAUGUGGAGAUCAAAAAUUGCCCGGGCUGUCGACGAGAUAGCACGGAUCUCACAGCAAGAUCCGCAUAUCGUAAAACGAAGCAACCCACAGGAUACCCUGAAUGACCCAAGUCGGCUAUUUAGGGCUAAGAAUAGCGCUUACUCGAGCUCCGAACAAUCUCACUUGAUACCCUACGGAAUAGCCCAGGAGCUACGCGUUAUUCUCCAGGUUUUCCUAGGUGACAGGGAAACUAUCUUAAAAAUAUCAGGCGGGUGGCUAGAGGCGGUUGCGGGGUUGGCCGCCUACCAUGAUGAGACAGGUUCCUCUGGGGAUGGAAUGGAAUGGGACAAAUACGGGCGGUCGGGAAUGACAAACAGGGCUACCAAUGCGUAUCACGAAGAUGCCGCCAAAAAGCUGGCUAAAUCCUUUCAUCUCGCUACCGACAAAGUGUUUUCACUCCCUGCAGUCCGGAACCUACAAUCGGCGAUCGCCGACAUCCUCGCAGGCAGGGUUCCCAAGGCGCUGAAAUUCCUCGCCAAGUUGAGUCUCCCAGUCGCUAGCGCGGCUGCAGAGAUUCUUGCAUGGGGUGGAUAUUUCCGGUUCGAACUUAUGGAUGGUUUGCAGUCUUCAACAUAUCUCCACCCCGACUCCUUGGGGCUCCUAGGAUCUGGUAGGGAAAAAGACAACGUGAAGGAAAAGAUAGUUUCCACGUAUGCAUUAGCACUAGGUUCCCUUGGAAUAUUACAUAAAGGCAAGGCAGAAACCAUCGAAGGCUGGGAGAUUGGGCUAGCAACUUUAAGGAGGACGACCACGGCUGGGACAAGAAAGGCGGCAUCCAGAUUGAUUAAAUCCGUCAAGCUAGACGUAGAUGAAACAGCUCGGGUAGAACGUCUUGUUGAUACAUGUGGGAAGCAUGGCCUCGCUGACGAGCAAAAGUAUGUGUCAGAGUCUUUUGCGCAGAAGCUCUUAUCAGCCGGGUCUAUUGGAUCUUCAUUACUCUACUUUUCGAAAGCCGGAUGCAACUCCCGUAUUCACGAUGUUAUGGCUGGAUAUGUUUGCUCGUCUCUAAGGAGGGGGGGGUUGGUACCGCUCGAUGAAGACAUUGAUGACAUUAUGCGAGGGUUACUCACAUCACCUACCUCGUUGGUGGGAGAUGACAUUCUGCGCAGAGAAAUCGCGGGGUUCGCUGCCUUACGAGGGUUUUACGCGUCGAAGCAAGAAGGUCGGUUCGAAGAUGCUGCUCAGACGUUGGUGGUCCUUCUCUUGAGCGCUGGUGAGAAACUUGAUGGUGGAAUAUUACAUCAGGACUGGGAAAGUGUUCUGGCUCCAGAUAAUAUUGCUGGGCUUAUUUAUGAGCUCCUACAUGUCUCUGAGAAUGAUAAAUCUGGCCACGACUUUUCGAUUUAUCUCAACAACUCUGACAUUUUCAAUGUUUUGAACGUGGUAGAGUCAUUGUUUCUCGUUGGAGGUGAAACUCUCGAGUCUGUUCAAGAGGAAUUCUACCAGAUACAACAAGCUAGAAACAUUCCUCUUAAACUAGAUUUUUUCGAAGCCGUCUCAACCCUCCGAUCCACCCUAGCCAUAGGAAUCGGAAAUAAUUGGUUGAGAGAGGAAAACGGGAAACGUCUUGUGUUUUGA